ACUGUUAUAAAAAGAUACUCUGUGAUUUCUAAUUUGCCCGUAGUGUUUCUAAUUUCUAAAUAAUCUAAUCACAAAUUAUAAAGUUGUAUGUACAAGAAAUCUAAUUUCUAUCACAAAUUAUAAAGUUGUAUGUACAAGAAUUUCUAUCACAAACACAAAUUAUAAAGUUGUAUGAUUUCUAUAUAGUUUGUUUGUGUAACUGUGACUAAUAUAAAGUUGUACUUAACUAUUUUAUAUGCAUUAAUAUGUUUUAACUAAAAAAAAACUAUCAUAAUGGAUGACGGACUCUUGAUUACACCUAUCCCAAAAUUAUCUCCUAAUCCAAAAAUAAUUGCAUUAGAACAAACAUUACAACAAUCUAUCAUAAACUUCAAAGAUCUUGUUUUAGAAUUUGAGAACAUUUAUAUAGAAUCAGAAUGCUAUAAAAGUCAAAUUUUGGAGCAAAAACAAAAGUGUGAAAACAAAACUUGUACUAGUUCCGAGGCAUUUAAAGAGAUGAUUGCAAAAAAGGAUAACAUUAUUCAGUCUAUAGGAGCUAUAUUAAUGAAGUUAAAUGAGACAAAGAAUUUUGCUAUCAUAAGUGAUGCUCUUCAGAUUAUUUUUGAAGACCAGUUACUAUUGACACCACCAACUUCCAAUGAUGAUAUGCUUAAAAAGGAAUCUUCUAACAAUCUCAAAGGUGAUCAAGAAAAUUCGUUUGCUAAUUUAAGCCAUAGAGAUACUUCAGUGUCAGAAAUUGAAGGUACUCCCUCGGGUAGAAAGAGUCCAAUUAUACAUAGCAAAAAAUUAAAAAAUUCCGCUGUAACUACAGAAAGUUGUAAGGUACAAGAAAAAAAGAGACUUCCCGAUUCUUGGCCAACGCCGGAGAAUAAGAUCGUAAAGCUGACUUUUCCACCAUCUAAAUGCAAGUCCAGUGGCAGACUGAGACAGAGUCGCCUGAACCUCGUUAAGGUCAAAUCUACAAACAUUGUGGAUCUGACAAUUUCACCUGAUGUGUUGGGAGAGCUUGGAAAUUUCCAAAGUGAUAGUAACUUGCAGAACAUAAAAAAGGAAUUAAUUGAAAACGACGACACGAUUCUACCAUCGCCAACUAGUGGCCCCAUAAAUUUAUCGGCAGCAUUCAAAAAAGGUCUAAAGGACAGUCCGAGUAAGUUAAGAAAUUCCUCAUCUGUGAAUAAAUUUAAAUGCAAAAGUGAAAGUAAAUGUGUUAAAAAUGAAAAUAAUAAUUCCAUUGAAGAGAAUAUAGAUAUUACAGAGAUGGAAGAUUGUGUUAAUGUUUUGAAAGAAUAUAACAGGUGUAAAAACAGCCCUAGUAAACUCAAGAAGCCAUUGUCGAUGAAUAAAUUGAAAACUGAAACCACAUUUGUCGAUGAAAACAAUGAAAAUGUACCCUAUGGAAAGAGUGAAGCGAAAGAAAUGAAGGAAUCUAUUGAUAUUUUAUUGCAUUUCCCAAAGAGAUUCCCAACCAAGCAAGAGCACAGUACUCCUGUAAAAUCCAUGGUCCAAAACAGCGAAGAUGUAAAUGAGAGCAUGUCGCUACUGCAGAGGAUCAAUAAAUUCGACAAAAUCCAUCCAGAAGAGCAAAACGACCCGUGCAGCCCAAGCAAGCGACCACUAUUGGAGAAGAACAACGUGCAAUCACAGUGCGAGUCUAGUAUGUCGGUGUUGCAGACAAAUUUCAACACCAAAGUCCAACCAUCAACCUUAAGCGAAAAUGUCAAAAGAACUAAACCGGAUGUGAUAGAACCAAUCUUUAAAGAACCCACUGUAAGGAAAAAGUCGGAGAAACAAGCGUUGCCGGGCUGGAGUUGUGAUCAAUGUAAAGAGUUCUACGCCGAGCUGUACAAGGAUGAUCCAGAGAUGCUGCGCCAGAAGAUGGAGGAGUGUUCGCGCCACCGCGGGCGGCGGGACCCGGCGCGCGCGCGCACGCCGCCCGGCUUCUGGCAGCCGCGCUGGCACGUGCCGGACGACACCGACGAAUUCAACCGACUCAACGACGCUCUAUGAACGCCAUUUUAAAAUAAAUUUAUAGACAAAUU
Messenger RNA from Parnassius mnemosyne (clouded apollo), 2039 nucleotides. The record is from the annotation of a GenBank genome assembly. NCBI's taxonomy places the organism in Eukaryota, Metazoa, Arthropoda, Insecta, Lepidoptera, Papilionidae.